Lontra canadensis (Northern American river otter) is the source of this 2451-nucleotide messenger RNA. RefSeq names its product myosin-11-like. The record is from RefSeq and is a predicted model, not a curated record. Lineage: Eukaryota; Metazoa; Chordata; Mammalia; Carnivora; Mustelidae. The transcript has a single exon. Bases 156 to 2417 code for a protein of 753 amino acids.
AAAUUUUUUUUUCAAACUUUUACAAUUUAGGUUACAUUAAGUUAUUUGGGCUCGCAUUUGUCUGCUUGAUUUCAUUUUGUUUCCAUUCUUUCCACCCUUUGUCUCUGUAGUCGCUAACUUAUUUGUUAACAUCAGCCAAAAAAGAAAUUGAACUAAUGUCAGAAGAGCUGAGGGGUCUGAAAUCAGAGAAGCAGCUUCUUGCACAGGAGGGAAAUGCUUUAAAGUUAGAAAAAGGUUCACUUUUAUCAAAGCUGGUAGAGGUGGAGGCCAAAAUAACUUUGCUUCAGGAAGAUCAACAGAAACUGUGGUCGGUCAAUGAAACGCUUCAUUUAGAAAAAGAGAAAGUCUUAGAAGAAAAGCAAGAUGCCGAAAAGCUUUAUCGUCAGGAGCAGGUCCAUAAGGAAUCCUUAGCCGUUGAGAGAGAGCAGUUACUGGGAGAAAUUAACACAGCACAGGAAGAACUCUUGAAGAUCAGUAUGGAAAACGACUCUUUGCGGGCUUCCAGAGCAAGAGUGCAGGAGCUCAUGGAACAGCUCCAGCUCAGCAAAGAUACUUUGAUAGCGGAAUCUAAGAAGGAUCAGGAGGAAAAAAAUCACCUGGAGGAUCACAUCAAGAAGCUCGUUACUGAAAACCUUGCCUUGGCCAAAGAUAAAGAUGAAAUUAUUCAGAAGCUCCAGAGCUCUUACGAGGAGCUGGUCAAAGAUCAGAAAACCUUGGUGCAGGAGAUCGAAGAUCUCACCACUGAGAAAAAGUCAGCUUUGGAGAAGCAGUCAGGUCUUGAUAACAUGUGCCUCGCCUUAAAAGUGGAAAGAGAAAAUCUUCUCCAAAGCAGCAAAGAUCUGCGGUUUGAGAAGGAAGUGCUCCUUCAGGACCAGGAAAAGCUGAGUGCCAGCCUGGAGGCCGCCCUCCAGAUCAAGCAGCUGCUCAGCACGGAGGCCAGCGGGCUCCGCACGCAGCUGGACGGGGCCCAGCGGGCUCUGAGGAAUGCAGAGCUGGAGAUGCGGCAACUCCAGGCCACGAACAGCAGCCUCACCAAGCUCCUGGAAGAAAUCAAGACCAGUCGGGAGAUCACAGACUCCGAGUGCAUCCAGCUUUUGCAUGAGAAAGAAACCUUGGCUUCCUCUGAGAGAAAACUCUCUGCUGAAAAAGAAGAACUCCUAAGUGAAAACAGGCUCCUUGCUGAAAAACUGAAGAAGUGCUCAGAGGAGGCCGCCCGGGUUGAGAUGAGCCUGAACGAGAAGAUCGCGUUCCUCACUUCUGAGAAGGAGGUGGUCUGUCAGAAGAUUACCAAGCUCAAAAAGCAGCAUGACAGUCUCUUGAAGGAAAAGUCUGUCCUGGAAAUGCAGAAUGGAGAUUUGCUUGCAGAAAGGGAGAAUUCCGUGAAAACCAUGGGAGAUCUCCGAAGGAAGUACGAUCAGGAGUCCGCCAGCAGAAGAAUCAUGGUGCACGAGAAGACGAAACUCCUUGGGAAUCUCGACACUCUGGAGAAGGAGCUUCAGGAGAAGAAAAGGGAAAACCAAGAGCUGGCCGCCACCAAGCACGAGCUCUCUCUGAUGCUGAAAGAGGCCCAGAAUGCCAGGAAGAGUCUAGAAAAAGAGCACACGAGCACCCUGCAAGCCAAGGAGAGCCUGAAUGCCGAGCUUCAGACGUGCUGUUCUGAAAAGAACAUCCUGCUGAGGGACGGGCUGAGCCUACAAGAAGAGUGUCAGAGGCUGAACGAGGAGAUCCGCGCCGUGCAGCAGUCCUUCGUCCGGGAGCAGGAAGCCAGAGCGCAGGAAAAUGAGUCGUCCCUGUAUGAAAACAAUAAGCUUCACGGGCGGAUGGCGCUCCUAGAGCAGGAGCUGGGAGAGUUAAGAGUGUGUACUAAACAGCUGCAGUCCGAAAAGUUCGUGCUCGUCCAAGAGAAGAGCAAGUCAGAGCAGAAAGUGGCAGAGAUAAUUAAGGAGAAGGAGCUCUUGAGUGCAGAAACCGCUCGGCUUGCUGCCAACAUAGAGACUCUGAAGAGCGAUUUCAGCACCUUGUCCAAGUCCAAGUUAGAGCUGCAGGAGCUGCACAGCUACCUCACCAAGAUCCUGGACGACCUCCGGCUCAAGCACGAGAUGACGCUGGCCGACCGCACCAAGGUGGUGCAGGACAACAAGAACCUGCUGGCUGAGAAGAGAGACAUGACGCUGGCCAAGGAGGAGCUCCUGAAGGAGAAGGAGAAGCUGGCGGAAAGCUACUUCAUCCUUCAGAAAGAGAUUAGCCAGUUGGCCAAAACCAAUAGCCACAUCUCAGCCAACCUCCUGGAAUCUCAAAAUGAAAACCGUACUUUGAGGAAAGACAAGAGCAAGCUCACUCUUAAAAUUAGAGAGCUCGAGACUCUUCAGUCAUUUACGGUAAAAUGGGAGGGUCAGGGACCAGGCCUGUACUACUAACCCCCGUGCACUAACUUCCUAGUGGCCCUGGGCG